UUGAAAUUUGCUUAGUAUAGAAACACUAAAGAUCAGCACGCGCUUUAGGCAUGAACUUAACCCUGACCCUUUAGGUCAAUGAAAUUAGGUCACAGAAAAUAAUGGAUGAUUUAACAUCUCCUGUAGUCUAGUCUAUAAUCGAAAUGUGUGAUUGUUAAAGAAGUUUGAACAGAAAAACUAUAAAACAUUUUCUGACAAUGGCUGAUGUAGAUGCUCACAUCCUCAGUGAACAUAUAAAUGCUUUACAUUUAGAAUAUGGUGGUGAUUUGGAUAUCAUUCUUAAAAGUAGAAUUAUUAUUGAGACUCUGGAGAAUACACACAUGUCUGUUUUAAACCUUGCAUGCUAUGCCUGUAACAUUAGACUUGUAACAUUAUUACUAGAGCAGGGAACUAAUGUAAACGCUCAAGGAGAAGAUGGGAUGCCCCCAUUACAUGUCCUAUGUCAAAAUAAACAUUUCCCACAUAUCAGAGUUAAAAUUGCUGAAAUGCUGCUUGAACAUAAUUUGAAUGUAGAUUUGAAAGAUUCCUAUGGCAAUACAGCACUGCAUGUUGCUUGCCUGAACAGUCAGAUUGAUAUGGUGAAUUUCUUAAUCAAGGCUGGAUGUGAUGUCAACAUUCCAGAUGAUGAUUGUGAUACUCCUUUCAUUAUUGCCUGCAGAGUUGCAUCGGAUGGAUGGUACUUUUGGAAUACUGAAUGCUGGAAUGAAGAUUGUGAUGAUGAUGAAUCAUCUUGUCAAAAGGUUGAGAAUUUUCCUCCUGUACUUAUAUGUAAAGCAUUGAUUAAAGCUGGUGCCAACCCAAAGGAAGCUACUCUUCUACCUGCUGCAGUUCUGUAUAGCAGCAUGGACACUGUAAAAGAAUUCAUUGAACAAGGAAUGGAUGUCAAUAUGAUGGAUGAAGGUAGAAGAUUUCCACUUGGAAAUGCUUGUUCAGCCUCUUACAUUCCAUUUCAUAUGGUUAAACUUCUACUAGAAAGUGGAGCUGAUGUUAUAGGAGAUGGCAGAAAAAAUAAGCCCAUAAUAUCGGCAUAUGUGUACAACUCUGCUGAUAAAAUCCGUCUUUUACUUUCUUUUGGUGCUAUAGUUAGUUGUGAAGAGAUGUCUGAUCUUUUCUCUAUUAGUCUUUCUAAAUGGUUUCUUGAAAACCCUGAUGUGAUUGAUGAAAACAGCUCUGAGCUACUUUGCUGGAAAUUACUACUAAAAGCUGGAUUUAGGCCUAAAUUGUUUCUUCUGGCCAAUAAAUUAAAGUAUUUGUCAUUGUGUAGCAGCUAUGCCAAAGUGAGUCCUUGGUUGUAUGAACUAUUGGCACCUUUACCAUCUUUGUCUGACAUAUGUCGUGUGUCAAUUCGAGCUCAGCUCAAAUUACCUAUAGAUACAAAUAUAGAUAAUCUUCCCUUACCUAAUGGCUUAAAAGGAUUUCUUAAAUUUAAUGAGUUUUCUUCAUCGAUUUUCCUGAGAAGCAGUAUUAGAAAUCAUGAGCCUGCCUGAAAGGAUGUGAACUAAAACAAAAGAUCAAAGAAUUAUUAAAGUAUCCAUAGUAUUCUAACAGCAUCGAUGUCAUUUUAUGUUUUGAAUAAAGGCUAAAGUAAGUUUUUCUUUUAAUCUAUUUUUAGCUUUAAUUCUAUAGAUAACUGAAACUAUAAAGUUGGAUAUUAGUGUACUGUAACAAAUCAAACAUGUAUAACAGAGUGUGUUGCAUGACCUUUAAUUGAUCAGUUUAUUGGUUGUGACCCUAUAAUCCUUUUUUUCUAGGUAUACACAUUUAUUUUUAAAAUAUUGCAAUUGAAACUUUUUGUGAGUUGGAAUAUUAAGAAAUAAUUAUUUGGCUAAAAUAAUGCUCGAAAGAUAUUUGUAAGAAUUGAGUUAAUGCAGGUUUGGACACAAUAUUGCACUAAAACUUCUACUCGUCUGUAAAGUAUAAAGUUUUUUUUUGUUUGUUUAAAUGCCUGUUUUUACAAAUUUUAAAUUGUGAUAUUUUAUGUCACAAGACACAAAUUUUAUGCAAGAAAUUAACAUUAUUAUCUGUGCAAACCAACGUUUUAACAAUAGUUUGUUAUAAAUGUUUCUUAUAGUAACACAAGGAGAGCUAGAGCCCUAAAAAUUAAGAAUAUUUGUUGGUAUUGUUACUAAUACAUGUACUACUGGUAUAUAGAGAGAUAUAGAUAUAUAAAUCUCAACAUUAAAUAAAUUUUUAUCAUUUAACUACAGGGUACAUAGUAUUUUCCCCCGGUUGUUUGUUAAUAAUUCAAUAUACCAGUAGUAUUAUAUCGUGGCUUUUAAAAAUGUUUUGAAACAGAUGCUCAUGUUAAAAAAUUCAGAUUAACAAACUUAAUGAUAAGCAAAUAAUUAAUACUAUACUUUGGAAAAUUAUUAUAACAAUUUUGUUUCCUUUAAUAUUUUUUAAAACAUCAUACAUUAUUUUAAGGGCUCUGGAAAUUUGUGCCUAGUUGAUCAUAAUAUACAUACAUAAUAUCAAACUAAAUUGUGUCCAGUGGCUCCACCGUCAAUUAAUCAACCUUCUACUCAUUCAUUUUAUCCAAGAAAUUUAAACUAAAAAAAAUUAAAUCAGCAAUAUUUCUCUCCCCCCCCCUCCCCCCAUAUACAGAACAGCAAAGUUUGACACAUCAAACUAUUAUAAUAAUUUAACAUCAUUAUAAAUAUUCAUUAUAAAAAAAAGUAAAAACUGCAUCUAUGUGUUUGCGAGGUACCGGUAUCGGUAUAUGUAGGCCUAUAUCAAUAAGACAUAUACUUUAAGAUCGUAGGUAACAGUAAAGAAGACAAUCCAUUGAGUCAUAAAGUCACAUCUGUGCCCAAGGGUUGAGAGUUACACGUCCAAAAUAGAUCUAUGCUUGAUGGGUAAAAGUAAAAGCAAACGAGCAAUUAAGAUAAACGGAAAGAUUACAUUGGAUUUAUCAGCGAUAUGGUCGUGAUUUGUCUAAUUGUUCUUAAUUCUCAUAAGAUUUUCAUAACUACAACUUGGCCUUUGAUGAUAGCAUAUUCCAAAGGAUAGAUAUGCUAACCAACUUGCCUCUCUUUUCACUGAAGCGAGAUGGUGAAAAAGUUUUGACGCGGUGUGUUUCACAUUAUAUUAUCUUUAAUAUUUACUUACCGGUAUUAAGUUUCAUAAAUUUUAUAAUUUAUCCGCAUAUAUCCACCAUGGCCAUGCUAGUGCAUAUCAAGCCCCCAUCUAUCUAACACGUGCAUAUUAUAUUUUAUAGACUUUAUGUUUUUUUACAUACCGAUACUGUACAAGUCGUAAGAGCAGGUCAUUUUAUCUACAAACACUAUAUAUAUAUAUAAUGGGCGUAGCCAGGAGGGUUGGGUUCAACACAAACCCGCACCAGAACUAACCCCCCCCCCCGCAAAAAAGGGGGGGGGGGAAUUUGGGACAGAUUUUUUAAUUUGAUUUUGUUUAUUUUAGGUGAAAAUUUUAAUGUGAAAAGCCUUACAAAGAUGAGCUGUUUUCUCAUCUACAAGGGACUUAAUGCAGUAGUGGUAGAGCCCAAUAGUAUAUCAAAGCUGCACAAGCCAUCGUAGAAGUUGAAAGCAAGAUACAAUUUGAUGGGCUCCUACGAUGCAGAAGAAUCUGUGAUCUCCUUGUGAAAGUCAUGCCACACAAGAGUCUGAACACCAGCAGAGGUGUAAUCAGCUCCAGAGUCCUGCUGAAAUAUUCUGAGAAAGAAUUAUUGAAGGAGUUGCCCAUGCCCGGCACAUUACCAGGCGUAGAGAUGGUGAGGAGGUCAAAACCGCCACUAUUAUCCUUACAUUCGGAAAUAGGACACCGCCAGAGUAUGUGAAGGCAGGAUACCUACGAGUUCCAGUGAGGCCUUACAUACCUAACCCCAUGAGGUGCUUUAAAUGCCAGGUUUACGGACACGGCGCGGCAAGAGGUCUCAGGAACAUUGUUUUUGUCAGAGUCAUGAGGACAAGGGUUGCACAGCCCUGUUCAAAUGCCCAAACUGUCACGCUGGCCACAUAGACUACUCCAAGGACUGUCCUGUGUGGAAACAGGAGGUUGCCGUGCUGGAGUACAAGACAAUAAACGUAUGUACCUUCAGCCAGACGAUAUCGCCUGUAUUUGCAUCCCCAAGGGCCCAUUUGGCUUAACAAAGACCUACACCCAGGCUGUGAUUAAGAUAGGAAAGUCCAUAGCAACACAGACGGACACAUCGACCUUACCACCCCUUCCUACUCCUCAUAACACCUGCCACGAAACACACCUCCAAAGCAGAAUGAAAGCCCUGUUGUGAAAGUCAUGCUAAAGAGCAUAUUCUCUGCUGGCUGAUGAGGGCAUGGAGACUGAGCAGCAUGAGAAAACCAUCACUCCGGAAGAACCUGGUGAUGUCUGACUCGGAUCCUCCUCAGGAACCCAGCCAGACACCCCAACCUCCACUGAAUUAGGGGUGGAUCAACUCCCAAAAGGGAGAAGCCCAACUUCUUCUUCUUCAUCGUUCUCAUUGUUAUGUUGGAGUGUUCAUAUGACUAGACCAAUACAUGAGAUGAACUGCGCAGUGGUUUCCAAAUCAGGGAGCUCUCCAUAUAGUUUUCUUUCUAUUGGGGUGAUUUGGGGCCAAUGUCUUAUACGGGCCUCUUGGUAGAGAGCAGUUUUGGAGGACGUGGUCGGCAUUUUCUGGUGAUACUCCACAUGGGAAGAUUUCACUGGUUCCAAUUUUGAGCUUCCGGUACAUGUGUUGUCGCAUUCUGUUGUGUCCGGUCCUGAGUCGAAAGAUUAGACUUAUAGUAAGCGUCAUCUUUCUUGUGAUUUGGAUGGGAGCUCGUCCAUUUUUCAUUUAUUUUAUCUGCAAUUAAUUUCUUCAUUUCUUCUGGAUAGAGUGGUGGCUUUAUGGGAUGAGCCAUCCGUGUAAACUCUGAUCCACUGAUUGCUAGGGUAAUUGGUCUUUAGAAAAUAGUUCACUAUUUCCUUGAGCUCUGUUGGUCUGUAAUCAGAUUUUCUUUUUAUGUUUUCAAUAUGGUCCCUUAUAGUAGGAAGUGGGCUUUCGUCCCAGGGUGGAGAUUCAUUACAGUGUAUCGAGGAUUCCAGAGUAAUUUUUUCAAGUUGGUGUUUCUUUUUUAGGUUUAGAGAUUCCUGCAUGAAAUUGGUCCUUUUGAGACGUUUUUUUUGUGCCAGUUUUGUGGAUUUUUGUUCUGAGUGGGUGCCUCUCCAAGGUUUCCAAUUUAGUGAAUUGGGAAAGGAUUUUUAUUUCUCUUCUUUCAUCCAGAGAGAUCAGGGCAGUGGUUUCCUCCAUAGCUCUUAUGGGUGUUGUUUUGAUUUAUCCUGUCAUUAUCCUUAGACCAAUAUUUUGAACCUUGUCUAUUUUUCUUAGGUUGGUUUGGGCUGCUGAGCCCCAUGCUGUGGCACCAUAGCCUAACUAAAGUUGAAGAUAUCCGAAGUGAGGGCUAAGUCUAUAAACACAAAGGUCACGGGAAUUAAGGAAAACCCAUUCGGGGGCUUUUCAACGGUUAAUAGCUCCAAGUAGCCAUGGAUUCCAGGAUUGUACUGUGGAAUUGUAGAAGCCUCAAGACCAAUUAUGAGGAAAUGAAGCUACUGAUGGACUCGGAGACUCCUGUAGCUGUCUGCCUACAGGAAACAUUUCUGAAAACUUCAGACAGUAUUAGUUCCCGCAGUUACAGCACAUACAGCAGGACUGGUGAAGAUGCGGAGAGUAUCAGGUGGAGUCUGUAUCCUUGUGAAGGACAGCAUCCCCCCUUGAGUGGGUAGAACUCCAAACUGCUCUAUAGGCCGUAGCAGCUAUGAUAUCUCUGCUCAAGGUUAUCACUUGUUGCAACUUGUAUCUACCUCGAGGUACUCCAUUGAAUCCAACAGAGAAUGAGAAACUAAUAAAACACCUCUCUCGGCCCUAUAUAAUCCUUGGAGACUUCAUUGCCCAUAACACUGUGGGGAUCCAUCAAUACUGACACAAGUUGUCGUAUGCUGUAGGAUAUCUUCCCAUGAUUUAUGCACCAUCGAUCUACUUGCAUUCCAAGAAGCUGAAUAAAGCUGAUUGGGAACACUUUUUAAAAAAGAUACUCCCAGGAUAUCACAGAAAAUAUCCUUAAUGAGCAGAGUCCAGCUGAUAUUUUUGCUAUAAAGUUUUACCCCUAACCUCCGCAAAUACGAAACUGCCAGCAAACUUGCAAAAGUGCUAUUGGAGAUAGGAAAAAAAAAACGACUGGCUACAUUUUUUAAGAAUCUUUCCCAGGAAAAUCUAAAGCUAUUCAGGAUAGCUAGAGCGAAGGCUAGACUAACCAUACGGUCAGACAAAAGGAAUUCCUGGAGAAAUUUUGUCGGCAGUCUGGAUGCCAAAACUUCUGCUGAAGCGGUUUGGAAGGUAGUAAGGCAGAUCAAAGGAAAAGAAUCAAAUGCAAUAAGGCAUUAGAAAAAACAAGGACGAACUAUUAUGUCCCCCAGAGUUAUAGCUGACUGCCUUACAUCCUUAAUAGAUAAAUCAUACACUGCACACUACGCGCCAGAAUUCCAAAAGUUUAUAAUCGGGAUGGAGAGACAUCCCGGAGAUGGGGUUGACUUCUAAAAUUUGAGUUGAGAUGGGGCAAAGUAAUUGACAAUAUAUAUAUAUAUAUAUAUAUAUAUAUAUAUAUAUAUAUAUAUAUA
Molecule: messenger RNA, 6609 nt
Organism: Biomphalaria glabrata
Lineage: Eukaryota; Metazoa; Mollusca; Gastropoda; Planorbidae
Product: serine/threonine-protein phosphatase 6 regulatory ankyrin repeat subunit B-like
Exons: 2
Coding region: 198-1487 (429 amino acids)
Biological process (GO): intracellular signal transduction
Molecular function (GO): protein binding
Source: RefSeq, a predicted model, not a curated record